AUGGCGGCCUCGCGGCCGACCAUCGCUCCCGACGAGGAUAUCGCGGCCCUCCUCGAGCGGGCGCAAGUUUCUGCGCCCAUCUCAGAUAAGGUGGUGCCGCAGCUGCUGGCCCAGGAUGUUGGCAGCGUCGCGGCGCCGCUCGAGGCGGGCAGCAGCGCGGUGGCCGGCGGCGAUGGUACUGCGGGCGAGCGCGCGGGCGGCGGCGUCGGUACAGGCGCUGCCGAGGGUGCCGCCGCAGAGGGUGGAAUCGGAGGUGGGACCGAGGUGUCCAGUUUGGACCCCUUGGUGCCCGCGCUGCCGACGAGCGGCGAUGGGACGAUCGACGCUGCGAGGGAGGAUGAGGAGGAGUGGGCUGCGGCGGCGGCGGCCUACCGGCAGGUGUGCCCGGUGCGGCGAGAGGUGGCCGUGUUCGAGGAGUACAGGCGCCAGGCAGCUGCUGAGGGCCGUGCAGCAGCAGAGGCAGCGGCGGAGGCGGAGAUGGAGGAGGAGGAGCCCGAAACGGGCAGCGGGGAGGCUGCGGCAUUGGCCGCGCCCCUGCGCGGCCUGGCGUCUGCGCCAGGCUGCGCUGGCACAACGGACAGGGUCACUUCUUUUUCCGACACUCUCCGCCCCGCCUGCAGCGCGACAACGGCUUCAUCAUCUUCAUCAGCGGCCUUCAUCCAUGCCUACCGGCCUCCUGACCCUUUGAGUGUCGGGCCUUGCGGCGUGAUAUGCGCCCACGGAUACGCCACAAUCUGGCCCGCCGGAUACGACGAACCCUGCCUCCUCGAUGGGGCAGCGAUUCGGCUGCUGGCGUCGGCGAUGGCGACAGUGCGGGCGUAUGAGGACAUCGAGGCGCGUCGCGGCCGGGAUGGUGGCGAUGUCCGGGACGUGCGCUGCUGCCGGGACGUGCGCUCCUGGGCGGAAGUCUGCGCGGCGGCUCGCGAGAGGGAGUUCAAGAUCUUGGCUCGCGAUUCGGAGAAGGCGAGGAAGGGGCGGCGCGCUGCAGAGGCGGCGGGCGAGCCGGAGGUGGCGCCAUCGCCGGCGCCGCCGCCGGUGUUCAAGACGCUCAGGGAGAAGAAGGCGGCUCAGGCGUCAGCGGAGGGCUGGGCGGCGGAGGUGGCGAGGGCCGAGGAGCUCUACGAGGAGCUGCGCGAGCGCGCGCCCCAGCACUGCCGCCGUGGCGGCAAGGUGCUCGACGCGCACGAUGAGCAGGAUGACGCGGAGGGUGGGCACCGGGACUGGGAGGAGGACCCGCUCGGGUUCGACACCAACCCGAUGCUGCUCCGCGCCAUGUGCAUGGCGUUCGAGUGA
Emiliania huxleyi CCMP1516 is the source of this 1293-nucleotide messenger RNA. RefSeq lists its product as hypothetical. The transcript has 4 exons. The coding region runs from base 1 to 1293 and encodes 430 amino acids. The record is from RefSeq and is a predicted model, not a curated record. NCBI's taxonomy places the organism in Eukaryota, Haptophyta, Isochrysidales, Noelaerhabdaceae.